CAAAUACCAUCUCCGUGGUCUUUGGGUUUUCUACGGCGAUGCAACAGCUCUCUUUUCUACAGUGUUGAACUUUCUCCUCGAACAACGACCAAGAACUUGAAGACGAAGUCCCGACGACGUUGUGCCGGUGCGCGGGAGGUGUAGUGUGUAAUGAAGAGAGAUGGAAGCAUCAACCGCUGGAGUGACAGAGGGCGCUACUCAGAGGGUGGUGGGAUACUUUCGAUUUCGGAGCGAGUGGCUUGGAGAACACGAGAGAGACUGCCGUUGGCACUGAAGGAGAUCGAAGAGGAGGUCAUCUCAUACCUCGAUUCUCCUCCGACUUGCGUUUUCGUGGGACGCAUGCGCGAGCAGUACGGAAGAAAGGCCACACUGUUUUCCUGUGCUGAACAGUUUCGCUCCUCGGUAAAGAACUCGCUUCCGGGCCCUUCAACGUCUUUUCCACAUGUGAGCGAUGACCCAAAAGCUCUCUCGCCACAGGCAAAGCUCCUCAUGGACAAAGGUCCUACUCGACUGGAAGAUCUUCUGGAAAGCCCCCUGCUGAAAACAGGAGCACUAUUUCCGUACUGCAGGCUUACCGGCACGCACCUCUGGACAAUGCUGCUCCAGAAAUAUGCACGUGCACUUGAGGGGGCUAAGGCGGACCAUGAAAAAGAAGCGAAAUCAGGGGACACCCAUUCUUCCGACAGUCAUUCAUUGCCUUCGCCGAGCAGCCCUGCGGUACCCAGUGAAUACGCAGACCCUCAGCAAUCCGGUCUGCUCGCGGGACUUGAUCAAGUCAAUGAAAUUUUAGAAUAUCCUUCUCUCCCUGAAGUAACCGAUCGGUUGCUGUUGAAGCAGGUUUUCGUCAGCGUCAAGUACGCCGAACGGAAUGUUGUGUCCCAUGAUAAGCGCAAUAAUAAUGGAGUUCUUGCACAAGUCGGCGACUCUGUCAUAACCAUGGCUCUCAGGUCAAUGUUAUGGCGAAAAUAUCCUCAUCUUCAGCCUCAUGGUGUUGUCAGUGUCCUCAGGCUUCUGGAGUCCAACAAAGCCCUCGACAUCAUCGGCAAGGCAUACAAUCUUGACAAAUCGCUGUCACGGCGGCCAAGGAGAAGAGAAUGGGCAGUGGCCGAUGCAUUUGAAGCUUACGUUGGUGCCAUGUACGAAUCCCGAGGGUUCCAAGUUGCAGUCGACUUCCUACAACGACUUUAUGCCCCCAUGAUGACUCGUGCAUACCACCUUGUGACGACUUCGCGUGAUCCUAGUACGCUCCAGUAUGAAAUGUUGUACCCAGUUGCCAACACAGACGCCAACGUCCUUCUCGCCAAUAGUUCACCUGAACCCAUCUCUCCACAGGAAGCAGGGCAACCAGACAUUCCAAACAAGCUCACUUCCUGUACGACACCAGGCCUUUCCGACGUUUCUGCUGAUGAAAAUACGACCUCCACACGUUAUGGCAAUGGAUUCGACCAUUUCAUUUCUCUCUCUCUCCCCACUCAAAUACCGUACAUCGACACGACCCCAGAGCCAGAUGUGGCAACCCCUGAACCAGUCUCUGUGCCUCAACGAUCGGAAGCUUGCCUGGCAGACGUGGAGCAGAGAGCGCUACACAAAUCCGGAGAGUCACCUUUGAUCGAGUCUUCAUCAAGCAAACGAUGGAGCCAGGAAACACCCAAACCUCGCCAGUUGUCGUAUCAUGAACAGCUCGUUGUCUUGAUCCAACAGCGUGAUCGAGAUCGAGAUCUCGUCACCGACCCUGAUUUUCUUGUCAAACCGGUCAAAGCUGAAUCAAAAAUAUCAAGACGCAGGCGUAGAGUGAAGAAAGCAAAGGCAAAAUCUCGAUCAGCGCCAGAGUUCGUUGGGCACUUGGAUAGGUUACUUGUGAGCGAUCUGUCGGGCGAAUUGGUUUUGGACCUAGGACAGAAUGGGGAGAAAUCUGAUGGGUCAACACUUACGGCUCCUGUAUCUCCCCAACCGUCUACUUCCGAUAAGCAACGAAUGAAGAAGAGCAACACACUCGGCGGCCGCCUGGCCCAAAUGGAGCUUAGCCCUCCGGGAAGUACACCGUCCCAGGCUAUCACACGCAGACCUCAGUCCAAGAGAUUACCUGUGGCCGAAUCCGCCUUCGCCAGAGAAUUAACUCGAGCCAUUCGAGAAGUGGAUGAGGAGAAGCGGUUGUCGAAAUCCACGCCUAACUCCCCGGUGUUGGGAGGCCGCCUUCCGAUCUCGCCCACCAGCAGCAUCAAUGUCAAUAAAGAUCUGUUAAAGAUAGAUCACGCUCUCCCGUCACUCAAGGAUCGGGCCCAACGUUCAGGACACAUCCGCAAGUCCCAAGGGAAUAAGUUGGCGUCGAAAUCGGUGGCUGUAGAAGGAUUUGAGCUCCCUGCCCCUGUCCCGUCAAGUUUACCAUCAAAGAAGGUGGCAUCUAAGCGGACCAGAAAGCGACGCGCACGUGCCGUGUUGAGCUUGCCGCAAGCGAAGACGAAACCUCCGCUGACUUCAUCGGGGGCCACUGCGGAAAUGUCGUCUGUUGCACCAGUUAGCACUCGUCCCGAGAUCACUGGAUCGUUUUCCACGACCGACAUGAAGGCAGGAACGGAGUCCCGACCAGAGUCCCGACUACGUACCUUACUUGAGUUGUUGGACCCAGCACCCGUCAGCGAGCCUUCUAAGACUCUCGCAUCCAUCGCGGGUCCGGGGACGACCAGCACCAUCUUUACACAGCCCAACAAUUCCUUUGAAGCAGUGGAACUUCGAAGUCCACCAGCUCCAGUGCCUCUCUUUGACGGUCUGUCCUCCCGCCUGUUCGAAUUUCUGGGCAUGUUCGGGAGUCAGCAAGAGCAGAAGCCACGUGAACUUGAAGAGCCGGAGAAAGCGGGGCGACCGAAGAUGGGGGAAGUCGAACCCAGCGCACAAGUAGGGGAUACAUUUUCGAGUGGCACAAAAACUCUUCCGAUAACUGAGACCUUGAGCGACCCGCGAGAUCUUCUAUUUUCCUUCAAUCCCGGUGGCGCGCACAAAGACAUGCUUAGCUCGAAAUUUCUCGCUCGCAACGGUGAACCCGAGAAAACAUUCAAGCACCCGCCUUCUCGGCAGAACAAUAUCGGUGAGCGAUUCAAGGUUAUGGAUCGGCCGCCGGUUCACCAGACCGUGCUCCCCCGAUACCCGAGGAUGGCCAGUUUUGCGGGAGGGCUAAGAAGUGGCGGCCUGCAGAGGCACGAGUAUCGGCCCAAUAAGACCUCGGUGCGUGUGACAAAGAAGAUGUUCGCUGUCAUAUUGAAGAAGAGGAAGUGAACAGCUAGCAUGGGCGGGACGGGUUAGCAUAUGUGGGAAGCGGCUAUGGAAUUGCAUUUACAUUAUUUUAGCAUUGUAUAUACUUGCCCAAACCAA
Messenger RNA from Dacryopinax primogenitus, 3366 nucleotides. RefSeq lists its product as uncharacterized. Bases 151 to 3270 code for a protein of 1039 amino acids. The record is from RefSeq and is a predicted model, not a curated record. Gene Ontology annotation, biological process: RNA processing. The transcript has 5 exons. NCBI's taxonomy places the organism in Eukaryota, Fungi, Basidiomycota, Dacrymycetes, Dacrymycetales, Dacrymycetaceae. Gene Ontology annotation, molecular function: ribonuclease III activity.